GGAGGACGAAUUACACAUACUCACUCAUUGUCUACUUGCGGCCAAAAUAGCAAUAGCAUACAGAUGGAAACAACAGCAAAGCCCAAAAUUAACAGAAGUCCUAACACGCCUCGACACAACAUGCAACUUCGAACGAAUGGCCAGCCGCCUUCGAAGCAAAGAACAUAUCUUUGCCAGGCACUGGCAACGCUGGGCCCAGUUUAGAGACCAACCAGAAAGCUAG
Molecule: messenger RNA, 223 nt
Organism: Pelobates cultripes (western spadefoot toad)
Lineage: Eukaryota; Metazoa; Chordata; Amphibia; Anura; Pelobatidae
Source: the annotation of a GenBank genome assembly